Striga asiatica is the source of this 1709-nucleotide messenger RNA. NCBI's taxonomy places the organism in Eukaryota, Viridiplantae, Streptophyta, Magnoliopsida, Lamiales, Orobanchaceae. The record is from the annotation of a GenBank genome assembly.
UCCCUCUAAUUAACUCUUCCCCCCUCUCCCUACUCCAUUUAUUCUUCAGGUCACAUAAAAAAAAACAGAAGAAAACAAACAAUCAAGAAAAAGGCUCUGCUCCACAAGCCCACAUGUAACUGAAUCGCCCCUUUUGAGGUAUCAAAUCAACAGGAAAUCACACACACACACGCAGCAAACUCGCACAAAAAAUGGAGAAACCCAGUAAUGGUUUUGUGCGAGCAGAUCAGAUAGAUUUGAAAAGCCUUGACGAGCAGCUCGAGCGCCACCUGAGCAGGGUUUUGACUCUCGAGAAGGAGAAGAAGAAGAAUCAGGACGAGCUCCUCCCCAGCCCCACCGCCGCCAUCGCGGCCAUCUCCUCCUCCGCCGCCGCCGCAAUCGAGCCCACCGCCGGCGCCGCCGCCCGGAGGCAGAGGCAGGAGUGGGAGAUUGACCCGUCGAAGCUGAUCAUAAAGGGUGUUCUGGCACGUGGCACGUUUGGGACUGUCCACCGUGGCGUCUACGACGGCCAGGAUGUCGCCGUUAAACUGCUCGACUGGGGAGAAGAGGGCCACAGGACAGAAGCCGAAAUAGCUUCCCUAAGAGCAGCAUUUACUCAAGAAGUUGCAGUUUGGCAUAAACUCGAUCAUCCUAAUGUAACUAAGUUCAUAGGCGCUACAAUGGGCUCCUCGGGACUUAACAUUCAAACAGAAAACGGCCAAAUUGGAAUGCCGAGUAACAUCUGUUGUGUUGUUGUGGAGUAUCUUCCUGGAGGUGCACUCAAAUCUUACCUCAUUAAGAACAGGCGAAAGAAGCUUGCUUUCAAAGUAGUCGUACAGAUGGCACUCGAUCUUGCUAGAGGGUUGAGUUACCUUCAUUCUCAGAAGAUUGUCCAUAGAGAUGUGAAGACAGAGAACAUGUUGUUAGACAAAACACGAACGGUUAAAAUAGCUGAUUUUGGGGUUGCUCGUGUGGAGGCCUCGAAUCCAAAUGACAUGACUGGGGAGACUGGAACCCUCGGUUACAUGGCUCCAGAGGUUUUAAAUGGAAACCCGUACAACCGAAAGUGUGACGUGUACAGCUUUGGGAUCUGCUUGUGGGAAAUAUAUUGUUGCGACAUGCCGUAUCCCGACCUUAGUUUCUCCGAGGUGACAUCAGCAGUCGUUCGCCAGAAUUUGAGGCCCGAAAUACCGAGAUGCUGCCCGAGCUCAUUGGCCAACGUUAUGAAAAGAUGUUGGGAUGCGAAUCCGGACAGGAGGCCGGAAAUGGACGAGGUUGUCUCCAUGUUGGAAGCCAUCGACACGUCCAAAGGCGGUGGAAUGAUCCCGGUCGAUCAACAGCAGGGUUGUCUUUGUUUCCUGCUGAUGAUAAUCCAUAUCUGCGUCGUGGGCCGGGCCUUCAGGAGUAAUCCGAGGAGGGACGAGGAAACGGGCCGGUCCGACAGAAUCCCGGGCCUGAAGCCCGACGACUUAGAGAGCCUGCCCAGUAUGGAUUACGGCGGGCCCGGGAUUGGGAGUUCUUUGGAGUGCGCCGUGUGUUUGGAGAGCUUCAAUGCAGGUGAAAAAUGCAGGGUAUUGCCCACGUGUGGGCACGUUUACCACGUGGGUUGCAUAGAUUCUUGGCUUUUGAAGACAGGGGCUUGUCCGAUUUGCAGGACGAGUGCCAAGUCAGAUGAGUUGGAGGUGAGUCGUGGGAGCGCGUCAGGUGAGUCGGGGUUGGAGAUGGUGUAA